AUGUCAGAAUCAAACAUAAAAGGUGUUGAUAGUGGGUACCAUAAUUACCCGCCACAACACCAAACACACCAACAACACCAACCACAACCACAACAACACCAACCACAUCAGUCAUACAACAAUAACUACCCACCACCAACACAACAACAUUAUUCACAUCACCAUAAUACUCACCAUGGUGGUCAUUACCAAAAUAAUAUAAAUUCAUCCUCACAUCCACCAUACAAUGAUGAAACAGACUCUUAUAACAGAAGCUCAAGUAGUAGCGGAGGUGGCUAUUAUGGGAAAAGGGAUUACAGAGAUUAUAGAGAUUCAAACUAUGAUGGUUAUAGGUCAUCUUCAUCAAGAAGUGGUUGGGAAAGAAGAGAUGAAAGGGGUCCAAGUAGAGGAGGAAGUGGAUCACAUUACAGAGAUUCACAUUAUAAUGAUAGAGGUCACCACAGCCAAUAUCCAUCGUCAUCAUCAUCUCAGCACUAUUAUAAUGAUAGGGAUAACUAUCGAAGUAGAGGUAGAGAUAGCUAUUAUGAUCGUCCAUAUAAUGAUAGAUACAGCGCAAAAGAUAAAGAAUAUAGCACUGAACAGCAACCACCACCACCGCUAUCACACUCACAACCACAAUCACAAUCACAGUCUUCACUUUCUGCAAAUACAACCAUAAAUUAUGAUACGACUACCACCACCGCCACUGUGGAAACCACAAAAAGCUCAAAGUGGGAUACAACCGAAAGUCAACCAUUUAUACCAAAAUCUAAACUUUCUAGUGCAGCCUCACCGACAUUACACUCGCAACAAAAAGUUUAUAAGCAACCAACACCAAUAGUAUCAAAACUAUCACCACCAAUAUCCACACCCUCCACCUCAACCUCAACUUCAAUAUCUACAUCAACAUCUUCCCCAAUAACAGCGCCGCAACAAAAAACAUUUAACAUUGAUUCAAUGGAACAAGCAGAAUUUUCUUUUUUCCAGCAAAAAUCAAUCCAAAUUUUAGAUAUUUUAAAGAAUAAUGGAACAUUUGAUACCAUUAGAUCAAUAAUAACGGAUUAUGUUAAAGAAAAAGGAAUUGGUGAUUCAAUUGUAAAGAAAACCCAAAAUAUCCUUAACGACAGUGAAAUUUUAGAAGUUUAUUCUAAAACCAAAGCAAUACAUAAAAGAAUUAUUAUGUCAGAAUUAAAAAAAGAUACCGAACCUGUAAUGUCAUUUAUUUAUAAAGAAAUAAAAGAUGUUUUAAAUGAUAAGGAUAGCAAUGUAUAUAAAGCAAUAUCGGAUAAUAUUUCAAAAGUUUUUACAACAGUCUUAUUAAAAGAAAAAGAUCCCUCUUCACCAACCAUCGCAUCAACCAACGGAAAGAGUAAAGACGAAAAUAAAAAUCCAUCAUCCUCAUCAUCAUCAUUAUCUAAACCCAAAUCAUCUUCUACACCAAAUAAUGUAACAACAUCAAAAAGUACUAAAACAAAUAAUGUAAGAACAACUGCUACUGGUGCAUCAUCGUCAACUAUAUCCACCACAGCAUCACUAACACCAUUUGAUAAAAUACCAAAAAAAGCAAAAUAUUAUAGUAGCGAUAGUGAUAAUAGUGACAGUGAAUCGUCCGAAUCCGAGGAUAGCUAUUCGUAUAGUGAAGAAGAUAACAAAAAAUCGAAAGCACGAUCCAAUAAAAAAUCAAUAAAAUAUAAUAAUAAAACAAAUAAUAAAUCCACCACUACCAUAAAUAAUAAUAAAGAAUCAAAAAAAUCAACAUCAUCAUCAUCAUCAUUUUCAAAAAACAAAACAAACAACAAAGAAAACUCACCAGACUUAGAAUCUGGUGAGCUUUCAUUAAAUAGUAGCACUAAUAAUUCACCACCAUUAUCGAACACUACAAUUAAUUUUGCAACUGUUAUAACUCCAAACAAGAGAAAGAAUAUCGAGGAACUUAAUGGUGGCAAAGCCACAAAGAAAAGACAAGUUUAG
Messenger RNA from Dictyostelium purpureum, 1950 nucleotides. RefSeq lists its product as uncharacterized. The transcript is spliced from 2 exons. The record is from RefSeq and is a predicted model, not a curated record. Bases 1 to 1950 code for a protein of 649 amino acids. Lineage: Eukaryota; Evosea; Eumycetozoa; Dictyosteliales; Dictyosteliaceae.